Trichoderma reesei QM6a is the source of this 624-nucleotide messenger RNA. RefSeq lists its product as uncharacterized. Gene Ontology annotation, biological process: peptidyl-arginine methylation. Lineage: Eukaryota; Fungi; Ascomycota; Sordariomycetes; Hypocreales; Hypocreaceae. The record is from RefSeq and is a predicted model, not a curated record. Gene Ontology annotation, molecular function: protein-arginine omega-N monomethyltransferase activity. The transcript is spliced from 5 exons. The coding region runs from base 1 to 624 and encodes 207 amino acids.
AUGGCUUCCACAGGCAAAACCUUCAUCGUCGAGCAUCUCGACCCAGAGCUUGGCCCCUGGUCAGAGCUCGAGUAUCUCGCCAUUGCAGCCGAGAGCGAGGAAACCAACGCCAAGUUUAUUCUCUCCUGCCUGCCCCCGAACUUCAAAGUGCCGCCUGCGCUGUCCGCCAGCAAGGCCUUCACGGCCGAGCACCGGGGCGUGGAGGAGCUCUAUGCCGGCCAGAAAUCCCGGGUCUGCCUUUUGGAUCCAGCCGCGGCCAAGGACCUGGCGCCGGAGGACGGCGAGACAUUCGAUGCCUUUCUCUUUGGGGGCAUCUUGGGUGAUGAUCCUCCACGAGAUCGAACUUCUGAACUCAGGAAGAAGGGAUUUGAAGGCAGGCGGCUGGGUCCCGUGCAGAUGACCACAGACACAGCGGUGCGAGUAACCCGGAUGGUUGUACAAGAUAAGAUCCCUUUGGAGGAAGUGCCGUAUCUGGACUUCCCAGAGCUUCAGUUCAACGAGCACGAAAGCACCCAGAUGCCGUUCCGUUAUGUCAAGGGUGCUGAUGGAAAGCCCAUCAUGCCCAAGGGAAUGGUUGAGUUGAUACAGAAAGACGCUGACAAGUCACUCGAUGACCUGUUGUAA